Messenger RNA from Penicillium hordei, 279 nucleotides. RefSeq lists its product as uncharacterized. Lineage: Eukaryota; Fungi; Ascomycota; Eurotiomycetes; Eurotiales; Aspergillaceae. The record is from RefSeq and is a predicted model, not a curated record. The transcript has a single exon. Bases 1 to 279 code for a protein of 92 amino acids.
AUGGGAGUUCCCCAUGAGACUAAGGGGCUGCGUCCAAUGAGCGACCUAUCUUUGGAGCCUAGCUUUGUGAUACGAUGUAUCUCAUCCUUCGACAAGCAGGAUAAAGAAGAUGAUACUUUAGAAGACGUGGCUCUCACCUCUGAAGAAAGUCAAGAGGCGGACAAGCGUCAAGAAGCUGAUCUUCCUCAACAAAUUCCUGAUCCGAUUAGUGAUGAGGAAGAGGAUGAACCACUAUGCUUUUGGGAUGAGCCUUCUGUUGAGUUACAGGUACGACCCUGA